This is a messenger RNA of Sabethes cyaneus, 1553 nucleotides long. RefSeq lists its product as uncharacterized. Gene Ontology annotation, biological process: apoptotic DNA fragmentation. The record is from RefSeq and is a predicted model, not a curated record. NCBI's taxonomy places the organism in Eukaryota, Metazoa, Arthropoda, Insecta, Diptera, Culicidae. Gene Ontology annotation, molecular function: RNA endonuclease activity; single-stranded DNA endonuclease activity; metal ion binding. The transcript has 3 exons. Bases 166 to 1386 code for a protein of 406 amino acids. Gene Ontology annotation, cellular component: mitochondrial inner membrane; nucleus.
AUUUCGAAUAAGUAAAAACAAUCGAAGCUGAAAGUUAGUCGCGAGCAAGUGAACGCAGACGCAGAUCAGCCGUCGGCAUUUUAGCUGAACCGUGGAAGCACCGUACAGUACAAUUUCAUUAGUGAUAGUUAGGUAGAAAACAGAAGAAAUACAACAGACAGAACAAUGGGAAAAGUGAGUGUCGCAAUAUUGACCGCAGGCCUUCUAGUCAUCCUCGCCGGAGAACAUUUCGUCGCAGGCAACGCUAUCGAAAGCAACUGUGUGCUUCCAUUGAAACCGGACUGGUCCUUCUUUUCACCGUUGAUCUUCAGCCAAGAUGGAGCACUGAUUUCAACAGAAAACGUUAGCGAUGAAACAGAGGACAUCACGCUGGCCGUCGGUGAUGAAGUGCUGCUGUCCUGCACUCCCAACUAUUUCCGUGAGUUUUCCUCAGAGAAAGUUUUGAAGGCAAAAUGCAAGAAAGACAAGACGCUGGUCGUCAAUGGUCUAGACAAGAACUUUGUUUCCGAACUCUCCUGCGAGGUACGUUCGAUUGAGGAAAUCAUCGUUCCCGUUCGAGGUUGCCCAACGAGCGCUCGCUCUAUCGAGUAUGGAUAUACAAACCCUGUUAAUGGUAAAUCGUAUAUUCUCGGUGAAGCAUGUUACGAUGUGAAACGAGGCCAGACGCUUUUCGUGCACACCAAAAUUAAGUCUCGAAGCAAUACAGUAGAUGCACUCGCCCUGAAAACGGAAAACAACGCGAAUUACUUCCGCCAAGAGCACCCCACGUCAAGAUAUAAGGUUGAACUGAAUAAGGCACUGAACAUCAACGAUCAAGCCGAACGAUUCAAAGGAGUAUUUGGUAUUAAAAAUGUUCCCAAAAUUGAGGCACGUCGCUAUGUAAAUGAAGAGCUGCUUACCCAUAAACAAUACCAGGCUGUGCUUAAGUUGGCAUGGAACUACCAAAUCGUCAAAGAUCUGGAUGCACUAGAUAAUUUCGACAAUUUGGUCGAAGACAUCACUGACCUAGACUCCAAAGAGAUUGAAAUAUACACCGGUGCUCAUGGCGUUCUUCAGCUCAAAGACAAACACGAUAAUAAUGUAGAUGUGUUCCUAAAAGAAAAUCGCUUCCCGGUGCCUAAAUUCCACUGGACCGUAGUGCGUUCCGAGAGCAAAGCGAUAGCGUUCGCCGUAUUCAACAAAGCGCAGCUCUCAGAAAAAGAGCGGGAAAAGGACACCUUCUGUCACAGUAUUUGUGAUCAGCUGUCGUGGAUCAACUCGCUUAAGGAGAAUGAUUCCUACAGCAAUCCAGCGCUCGGAUACGUCCUGUGCUGCGAGCUGAAUGAUUUCCGCAAAACGAUAAAGGAAAUGCCACCGAUAACGGGAGUGAAGGAUGUUUUGAAGUAGGAUCAUCUGCCGAUCAGGCUGUUCCUAGCAAAACGCAAUUAGAGAAAAAAAGUCAAGAAAAGCGCUGGCAUGUGAUUUAAAUUUUUAGUUUUACUGUUAAAUUAUAAACAACCCCGGACGUGUAGAAUGCUCUCUUAAGGUAGGCAUGUGAAUAAAAGUACAACCGU